CACAAAUGAAUGGUCGUGUUUGUGACACACAACACAUUUGUGGACCACAAUUUUACUUCCUCUAUCUUGUGAUUUUAUGACUACUAGAGAGCCAAGGUGUUCAGAAUCGCUUCUUUCUUUUCCUCGCAAUGGCAACUAUGCACUCUCUUGCAUUAUCCUCUUCACUCUACAGAAACUCAGUUCAGAAGCCACGCUCAUACUCAGUUUCUUCUGCAAUCGUCCAUGGAAGUUUGAACUUUAACUCCUCAUUCAAUGGCCAACAUUUACAUGUGCCAAGUUUGAGAUUACCAAUGAUAACUCAAAAAACUCCCAUGUACACGCCGGUUAUCAUGAUGGCGGGGAAACCGAAAAUACAGUUCAUUCAAGGAACUGAUGAACUGACAAUACCAGAUGUGAAGUUGACAAAAUCAAAAGAUGGAACCAAUGGCAUGGCUAUCUUCAGGUUUGACCAACCUUCAGUUUUUGAUUCUUCAGGAGAAGUAGGUGACAUUACUGGUUUUUACAUGAUUGAUGAGGAAGGAGUCCUUCAAUCAGUUGAUGUAAAUGCUAAAUUUGUCAAUGGAAAGCCUUCAGGAAUCGAAGCAAAGUAUAUAAUGCGGACUCCACGGGACUGGGAUCGGUUCAUGAGAUUCAUGGAGCGUUACUCGAAUGCGAAUGAUUUGCAGUUCAUAAAAUAUUGAGUUAAAUUUGCUAACUUUUUGCCUUUUAUUCUUUUGUCCUCUGUCAAGAAGCUUGUUUUCUGUAAUUUAGUUACCAGCAUGUAACUGAUUUUCUAUACAUCUCAAAGCUUAUUGUUCCAA
Lathyrus oleraceus (garden pea) is the source of this 800-nucleotide messenger RNA. Its product is annotated as photosystem II reaction center Psb28 protein. Bases 129 to 680 code for a protein of 183 amino acids. The record is from RefSeq and is a predicted model, not a curated record. The transcript is spliced from 2 exons. Lineage: Eukaryota; Viridiplantae; Streptophyta; Magnoliopsida; Fabales; Fabaceae. Gene Ontology annotation, biological process: photosynthesis. Gene Ontology annotation, cellular component: photosystem II oxygen evolving complex; photosystem II; chloroplast thylakoid membrane.